AUGGCCACCGACUACAGCAAGAAGACCAACGCCGAGUUGGUCGAGAUCCUUAAGACUCGUUCUCUCCCACACACUGGAAAGAAGGCCGACAUGGUUUCGCGCCUCCAGGAAGAUGAUGAGAGCAAGCCAUCCGACGCUCCUGCCGCAGCUCCUGCCGCAGCCAAGACUGACGCGCCCGAGGACGUCAUUGACUGGGACGACGAACCUGCAGAGACGGUUAUCGAGCCAUCCACAGAAACCGGCGCAGCUGCGAUUGCCGCUGGUGGCCAGGGCGCAGUUUCCAACCCCGUUGCUGUCCCCAACCAGCAGCUCGACGAAAAUCCCGCUACCACCGACGACUUGAAGGUCGAGGCGACCGGCGCCGUUGCUGAACCAGCCACUCAGCCCGAAGCCACGGUCGAACAGAAGCCUGCCGUCGAUUACACACGAGGACUGCCCCAGACCGAUUUGGAGGCAGAGCUGGAGAAGCGCAAGGCUCGCGCGCAGAAGUUUGGCAUUGUUGAGGAUGACGACACAGCAUUGAAGGAGGCUACAAAGCAGCUGGAACGCGCUAAGCGGUUCGGUACGGGUGCCGAAGCUGAUACUACUCCAGCUGCGGGUUUAAGCCGUCUCGACCAGGCACUUCCUGAUGAGCGCUCCCGCAAGAGACGUAACGAAAACCGCAGCGACAACCGCAACGAGCAGGGUGGCCGUGGGGGAAAGAGACGUGAUACUGGACGCAACCGAAAUCGUCAACGUGGGGAUGGAAACCGCAACCGCGACCGUGGCGACCGCGGUGACCGCGCUGACCGCGCUGAUGGUGGUAACAGGACCAAUGCCGGCGUAAAGAAGCCUAAUGCCGGUGCGAACACUGCGCAGAAGUCAUGGAGUGAGAAGGAUAAUGCGGCCAUGGAGGCUCGCAAGAAGCGAUUUGCAGCAGCUGCUUGA
Molecule: messenger RNA, 927 nt
Organism: Penicillium roqueforti
Lineage: Eukaryota; Fungi; Ascomycota; Eurotiomycetes; Eurotiales; Aspergillaceae
Product: SAP domain-containing protein
Exons: 1
Coding region: 1-927 (308 amino acids)
Biological process (GO): poly(A)+ mRNA export from nucleus
Cellular component (GO): nucleus
Source: RefSeq, a predicted model, not a curated record